Messenger RNA from Fusarium musae, 510 nucleotides. RefSeq lists its product as uncharacterized. Gene Ontology annotation, molecular function: N-acetyltransferase activity. The record is from RefSeq and is a predicted model, not a curated record. NCBI's taxonomy places the organism in Eukaryota, Fungi, Ascomycota, Sordariomycetes, Hypocreales, Nectriaceae. The transcript has a single exon. Bases 1 to 510 code for a protein of 169 amino acids.
AUGUCCAACAUCACCAUCCAGCCAGCGACGCAUGAUGAGAUCACCGCCAUCGUGGAAUUCAUAACAAAGGCCCGAGCGGACAUGUUCCCGUUCCUCGACCAAUCAUCCAGCGAUCAGAUGGCCCAGAAAGAACUCGGCAUUUUCAAGGACAGAUAUCUUGACCAUCCUCAAGGCGCGUUUCUAACAGCUUAUUCCGAGGGGCGCCUGAUUGCGACAAUUGGCUACGCUGCGUACGAUGGGCGCUUCUCACAUUUGACUCUCGAACCCGAGAAUGUCGUCGAGGUACUGAGGUUAUACGUUGAGCCUGAAUGGCGUCGCGCAGGGAUAGCUUCCAAGCUGUUUGACACGCUAGUCGAAACAGCUUGGCAAUCUGGCAUCAAGCAGCUUUACCUGCAUACGCAUCCCUUCCUACCAAACGCGAUCGACUUCUGGAAAGGAAAAGGCUUCUCGAUUCUUACGGUAGAAGAAGAUCCAGUCUGGCAAACGACACAUAUGAAACGGUCGCUCUAG